CAUGAUUCUUUCGCAUAUUCGCCGUACCCGUCUUGAAUUCACCCCCCAACUCCAUUGUCUGGUGCGGUUGUACUUUAGAAAUGCAUAUCUAUGCACGCCGAGAGGGAAUGCCUUGAUCGGAGAGAGCAUACCGUUACUAACGUGGAGAUAGCUGCAUGUUUGAUGAGCAACUCGUGUUGACAUGCAGCUCAUGGCCCCAUUACAAGGGACCGUGCCCGCUGAUAACCUUGCGAAUCAUCACCACGUGCAGUUACGGAGGUUACUUCUGGGUGGGAAUUCAUAACAACCUGCAGGAUAUAGGUGAGCCAAGAGAUGAUAGUAACCGAGGUGUCACGACAGCUAGAGGGAAUAUCACGCCCACAUCACUGCACCUGGAUAAGAAGCACGUAACUAUACUCCGUAUGUUACAAGUCGAAGCAGGUUGCUGAAAUCCUUAAUCCACAUAUCGAUACCAAGGUUUAUAGAGAAGGGUAACGAAUUCCGACGGAAACUUGUUUUGCUCAGCACCAUGUUUCAUAGCGUGGGCGGAAAAACUUGUGUGUCUCAAAAUCUAAUCCCCCCCUUCCCCCAUUUCAGGGUCGGUUCGGGACAGGUCAGGACAGUAGCGACGAGAAUAAUCGGUAAUAUUGGACAAACAAAGAGUGACAAAAGAGUCCCGUCACUUUGGGUGAAUUGGGGUUACAUCGCUGGAUCGAUGGACGCUAUUCUCCCCUCACUCAGGGACUCAAUUAAAGGCGCUACCUACAAGUGUUUGUUCCAAUCAAGCAACGAGAUGGUCCUUCUCACCGCCCACUCAGCAGUCGUCGCUGUGCCAAAUGUAGCCAAAAUAUCAAAGUCAACCUCGCAUCAUUUCCCCAGUACAGGGGGUCGGACAUUAGCAGUCCGCUCGCGACUAGGUAAUUGAUGUGCUGUUCAAUAAUGAUCACUAACCCUUGCACGGCUGGCUUCGAGAUAAAGGUCGAGACCAGAUCCAGUGGAGGCUGAACUAUUGAGGGCGUGCCGUCGCGCAGUGCAGGGAGGCAAUCUCUCGUUAGGUGGCAUUAUCUUAGGGAGGGCAAGCUGAGCAGCCUCAAUGUCAAUUGAUUAUCGGCUGAGGAGAAGUGUCAACAUGUAUCGGAGCGACGAACACGUUGAAACUCUUCAGCAAUCGAUCAAAAACACAGACCAGUUGUUCUUGAAUUCCCCAUCCGUGCACCUGCAAUAUCGCAGUCCGGAAUGUGGGAAAGGGGCUCACACGUAUGUAUGAAGCUGACGACAUGAGCCUGAGACAAAGACAAGACAGGGACUCGAGGUACAGGACAUUGCUGUAUCCGUUUGUAUGCCCGUCAGAAUGAUUGACACGAACAGGGAUCGUCAGGGGACGCCACACAAGAGCAGCCAUCGUCAUACGUAGCCCCUGACUUCCACGUGGAGAGGGUGCGUGCCCUUGGGGCCUGUGGCUUGACAGCCAUGCCUAUAAGCUGAACAAGAGCCUUGUGGGUUGUCUGGGCUGUGAUGGUAGCGCUGCAGGUGGUGUGGUCCAUUUGGGCGCUGUGGCUGGCUGCUGAACUUGGAGGACCAAUUGUCAUCUGUAGGGAUGUGGCUUUGACCCCGUCCCAAAGGGCCCUUUGUCCAUGGGAACGAGGAUAUCGUCAGCUCUAGCGUUUGUAUGUAUGUUCCUGACCUGACCUGUCGUAAGCUCGUCUUGUGCCGGCAGUGCUUGAAACUGAGACAUUGUAGCUGAGAGUUUAUUAGCUUAGCAGGUCGGUCAACUUUAUUAGAGUCAGCUAACAGCAUCGAAAAUGUCACUGACAUGAUCGCCGACUUUUAGUCAAAAGUCGGGAGACUCUUCCGACAUGGAUGUCCCGAUGGUGGUCGGCCAGUCGGUCGGCGACUUGCAACAAACGAAUAGAUGAAUGCAAAGGAAGUUUUUAAACUGACUAGAACCCGGGAUAUUGGGUUUGGUUUCGCCACGCUAGACGGAGAUGCGCUGGUGAAUCGGCGAGAAGCCACGGUACUUGUUCUCGAAGUCGAGCCGUCGGCACUAUUUCAAGACGAGAGGACAGAGUUCUCACAAAAACCAGUUUUCCUUAACUCGUGGUUACCCGGCUGAGGCGUCAAGUACGGUUCCGCCAAGCCUCCUAAAGUCCGACCGCGUGGAUGAGUUCAACGGUUUGUGGACAAGAGGCUGGCUGGGCAAAGACAGUGAAUCCCCUAAGCCUCAUUUGGAGCCGAGGUACGGCAUCUCCGUGAUGUCUGAUGUGCAGCAUGAUCAGGCUUGACUGUGAGUGGCUCGAGAAACCCCAAACACGCUUGAGACGGGUUGCGGUGAUCUCUGUUCCUUGUCAGAAAUGCGACGGUGUCAAUUGGUCUGAAAGGAGCGGCCGCUUUCUCAUCUCGGCAAAGCAAAAGGCAACGGCAACCUAAAGGGGUAGAGUACGUUACCAGCACGGCGGAACGGACAUUAUAUUCGGUACGUAUCUAUCUAUCUUCACUGUAGCAGAGUCCGGAGAAAACUGCCGAGAAAGGCAGAAUACUCGCUGGUGGUGAUGGUUCUGCGUCAGAUGACUCCAACUUACCAAUGACAUGAGAGAUGUUGAAAGUUCAGGGUAGCAUCAGAGGAGGCACUCAUGAUUGAUCGCUGCAGAUACGGUGAAACCUAUCAAUUCUACAGCCGAGUCCCGAAAGUGAUCGGAUCGUCCUUGAUCUGUAAGCAGAACAACAAAGAGCUUGAUCACCUGCCACUCUUUGAGCCAUGAUCUUCAGUAUCGGGUCAGAGGGUUCUGACAUGAAACGGACAACAGGGCGGAAUUGAUGUAAUGAGGAUUACAUUGCCAGCAACACGGUUCCGCUCAGGAAUCAGUCAGUCGCAAUGGCGGUAUCCAUGAUUGCCAUCCAAUUUGCCACCAUUCCCACUUUCUGGAUGCCCCCGAGGAAGUCGGUGAAGCAGAUUUCAGUCAGAAACCCGGCGGUCUGGAACUGACACGCACGGGGUCUUGGGUCUCAUCUCAAUAACAACCCCAGAUUAAAAUGGAAAUACGGAGAGCAAUUCAGAAGAAGAAAGGAAAGAAAAUCUUACUGCUAGUGUGACACACUGACCCCUGGUUUCCAAGUAGCUGAUACUGGUAUCCAUACGGAGUAAGAACAGUGGAUGGAGAUCACCAGCUCAAGGAGGACGAUAUCGGCACAAGUUGGGAUCAAACUAACUAGGCAUACUGUCUGUACCCAGCCUCGUCAUCAAUCAUCAAAGAAGGGCCUCCAAGGCUCGCUGCGCAACUGCCCUAAUAGCCGUUGGACCGUCUCUGUUUGCCGCUAGUGCUGAGUUUGCCACCACCCGUUCUUUUAGUCAGGGACACAAAACAAUCCCGACGGCAAAUUACUUCAUUAAUUGAAUUAUGUAUGUACGAGGAAGGGGCUUGCAUCUGGUCCUUGUUUCUGAUUAUCAUCGAGGCUGAAAUGAAUUGUCUUAUAGAGAUAAAUAUUGUUCAAAGGGAUGAAUAGUUCAGACAUCGCCAAUGCAGGAUCCAGGGAUGUAAUCUCCCAACAGAAGUAAUGUACUCUGUACGACAUAGGAGAAGGGGUAUGUUGGUUUGUACAGUCAGCAAGGCUGCCGUCUAUUGAGUGCACGUGCACAAAAGUUUGCUAGCUGGAAAUUUAUUGAUGGCAAAAAUAAGUAAAAAUUACAGGGGCAUUGCCUGGCGCUUCAGGACAAAGAUGGAUGGACUUGCACGCACACCCCUUCCUUCCAACGUGGUCCAAAUGGAAAUGGAUACUCAAAGCUCAU
Molecule: messenger RNA, 3763 nt
Organism: Fusarium verticillioides 7600
Lineage: Eukaryota; Fungi; Ascomycota; Sordariomycetes; Hypocreales; Nectriaceae
Exons: 2
Coding region: 509-904 (131 amino acids)
Source: RefSeq, a predicted model, not a curated record